Messenger RNA from Thlaspi arvense, 977 nucleotides. Lineage: Eukaryota; Viridiplantae; Streptophyta; Magnoliopsida; Brassicales; Brassicaceae. The record is from the annotation of a GenBank genome assembly.
AUCGAACUUCGCUCUCGUCACAAAUGCCUUUGUCACGGUCUCUCCUCUCGCGGAGGAUCUCGAUUUCGUUCAGGGAUCAGGGAGAGACGACACCGGAAGCCGAUUCGUACGAAUCGCCGAUGCUUCCGCCGUUGUCGGACAUGGCUGGGUCAUGGUCGGCGAUGCUCCCUGAGUUAUUGGGCGAGAUCAUCCGCCGCGUGGAGGAGAGCGAGGACCAGUGGCCUCAACGACGGGACGUCGUCACCUGCGCCUGCGUGUCGAAGAAGUGGAGAGGGAUCACCCAGGAUAUCGUUAGAUCCCCUAAUAACUCCGGCAAAAUCACUUUCCCCUCUUGCCUUAAAUUGCCAGGUCCCCGAGAGUUUUCAAAUCAGUGCCUGAUAAAGAGGAACAAGAAGACGUCAACUUUUUACCUGUAUCUUGCUCUAACACCAUCAUUCACUGAUAAGGGAAAGUUUCUUCUGGCGGCGCGGAGGUUCAGGACAGGUGCUUACACUGAGUACAUCAUAUCACUUGAUGCUGAUGAUUUCUCUCAAGGAAGUAAUGCCUACGUUGGCAAGCUAAGAUCGGAUUUUCUUGGGACCAACUUUACAGUAUACGAUAGCCAACCGCCACAUAACGGAGCAAAACCUUCGAACGGCAAAGCCAGUCGCAGAUUUGCAUCGAAGCAGAUAAGCCCUCAAGUUCCAGCAGGCAACUUCGAGGUCGGUCACAACAAAGCUCCGAGAUGGCACGAGCACUUACAAUGCUGGUGUCUGAACUUCCAUGGACGAGUAACCGUCGCUUCGGUCAAAAACUUCCAGCUGGUUGCGACCGUUGACCAGAGUCAACCGAGCGGUAAAGGAGAUGAAGAGACAGUGCUUCUCCAAUUUGGGAAAGUUGGUGAUGACACGUUCACCAUGGAUUAUAGACAGCCUCUCUCUGCUUUUCAGGCUUUUGCCAUCUGUCUCACAAGUUUCGGCACUAAACUUGCCUGCGAG